GCCUUUCCCCGCCCCGCUUCCUCCGUAAGCCCUUCCUCUUCCCCUCCGACGGGUCGUUUGGCUUCCUGUCCCCCGUCCCUUGGCGCUGGAGCUGCCGACGGCCCCCGGGGGACUGACAGGUUUCUGGGCAUUCCCCCAUCCACAUGUAUCCAGAAUGGCUGCCUUGUGCCUAAAUAAACUAUUGGAUCAGGCCAGAAGGAAGGAAGUGAAUCACAUCACUAAGUAUUUCGCCAGUUUCUUGGUACAACCAGUAAAAAUGACUACAGCCUUGGAAACCUGGAUGAGAGAUUCUCAAAAAGGACUUCUGCCUGUCCCUACACGAGCAUUCUGUACUCACGAAGAUGCCAAGGGGAACCUAAAAGCAAGUCAAAGAACCCCCAGUUUCAAAAACACAAUUGAAAGUGUUGGGAGGAAAAUCCCCCAUCGGAUUAUUCAGCUGAUUGAUGAGAAUGGCGAAAACCAGGGAAACGUUCACAGGGCAGAUGUGAUUCGAAUCAUGGAUGAAAGGGCAGUGAAGCUUGUUCUUCUGAAAGAGAACGCAGACCCUCCACUGUACAGACUAAUGUCCGGGCAGCAGAUCCUCGAAGAGCGGCUCAGACUUAGAGAUAAGCAGAAAGCUAGCUCUAAAAAUGGCCCCGUUCAGCAGAAGGAGAUAACCUUUUCCACAGCAAUUGAGCAGCACGAUUUAGACACAAAGAUAAAACAGAUUCAGCAGUGGAUUGAUAAGAAGCAUCAUGUUCGGGUUACACUGCAGCAAAAGAGGGGUGGUGAUGGACAGGAAAAAAUGCUGGCAUUCUUUGGUCAGAUUUUGGAUACGAUGCCAGGGAAAGCGACUUACCUCUCUGAGCCCCGCACUGUCAAAGAAGGAAGGAGCACGUGUGUAUUGAGGCAUAUGUCGAACAAAGAAAUCCAGGAAUACAAAAGAAUAGAGAAGAACAAAGGAGAUGAGAAGGAGAAGAGAAAGGACAGCACUGAAUCAGAAACCCUCAAGUAGUGAUUUAAAUUUUUU
Messenger RNA from Lacerta agilis (Sand lizard), 1009 nucleotides. RefSeq names its product mitochondrial translational initiation factor 3 (gene MTIF3). Lineage: Eukaryota; Metazoa; Chordata; Lepidosauria; Squamata; Lacertidae. The transcript has 4 exons. Gene Ontology annotation, biological process: ribosome disassembly; mitochondrial translational initiation. Gene Ontology annotation, molecular function: translation initiation factor activity; ribosome binding. Gene Ontology annotation, cellular component: mitochondrion. The record is from RefSeq and is a predicted model, not a curated record. Bases 155 to 994 code for a protein of 279 amino acids.